CUUGACCCUUGUGACAGCUAAAAAUGUAAACAGUGGCUUCAAAAUGUUUCGCUUGUUUUCUAUUUGUAUUUCUCUGUUUAUUAUUUAAAAAGAUAUAAUUUAUUUCAAAGAAAAACAGCAACUGCAUGAUGGCUGCAGCAGCGCGACUCAUUCCUGUGCGCAUUUUGACUUCAUUGGACAAAAUACCUCCUUCACUUAGAAGAAAUAUACAGCGUUUGACAUAUUCCGUUAAAAAAGUUCACUGUCAGCAUCAUGUGCGACGCCAAUUUCACAGGAGUGCAGUGUUAGUGUCGAGCCAGGGACCAUCUGCUCCAUCUGGUCCUGGUGGUGGAGAUGGGAAGGACAAAGAUGGUGAUAAGGGGAAGCACGUUGAUGGCAGUGACAUAGCGGGAAUUGGACUGCAAGGUGCCGGUGGGGAUAAUGCUGUUGACAGUGGAACAAACAAUGAUGACAAAAUGGCUGAUAUGAACAGCACAGAAAGCACAGACAUCAGUGAACCAACACCUCCCAAGACUGGAAUGGACCUACCAGGGGAAAUGUUACGAGUUGUAAACUGUUCUAAAUGUGGCGCUGCCAUUAAAAACAUUGUUCCUGUUGAUGAGAAAUAUCAAGCGAGGUUUGUUAAGUGUCCGAACUGCCAGCAGCACACCAUUAUCCCUGAGAACAUCUUGAAGCCGAGCCACCUCCAUGCACCGCCAAAACCCAAAGAGAAGGAGCUGCCCACCCCAAAACAGAUCAAACACUUCUUGGACCAGCAUGUGGUUGGGCAGGAGCAUGCCAAGGAGCGCCUUGCAGUGGCCGUGUACAACCACUACAAGACUGUCAGGCAUAACCUCAGAAAUAAGGAAGACCAGACACAGUCCCUGAAGAAAUACACACCAAAAUCCGAGAUUUCAUCUCUCCUUGGUUUGCCUUCCAACUUCGUGGGUGACGCGCGUGCAUCAGGUCGGUCGUGGGAUCGAGAACAAGUGGAUGAUGACGGGGAGGAGGAGGAGGUUGUGCUGGGGAAAAGCAACAUCCUCAUGCUGGGACCCACUGGCUCAGGUAAAACCCUGCUUGUGCAGACUAUAGCGAGCAUCUUGGAGGUCCCAUUUGCCAGCUGUGACUGCACCAGUAUGACAUCGGCGGGGUAUGUUGGUGAUGAUGUGGAAUCUGUGAUUGCAAAGCUGCUUCAAAAUGCCGGGGGCAAUGUAGACAAGUGUGAAAAAGGUAUCAUAUUUCUGGACGAGAUUGACAAAAUCAGUCGUAAGAGCAGCGCAGGCAGCAUCUUUGCAAGCAACAAGGACAUCGGAGGGGAGGGAGUUCAGCAGGCCAUGCUGAAGAUGCUAGAGGGCACUGUGGUCAAGAUUGCUGAGAAAAAGAACAAGCCUAGCUACAGCUCUGAGAGCCAGACUGAUGUAGAUACAUCUAAUAUCUUGUUCAUCGCAGCUGGGGCUUUCAAUGGACUUGAGAAAGUUGUCAAAAAGAGAAAAAAUGUCAAAGUACUGGGUUUUGGUUCACCUGUGGAAAGCGAAGAAAGGGUGAAAAAUGCUGCCUUUGAUGUGUAUGCGGACAAACCUUCAACUAGGGAGCAGAAUGCAGAGCGAGACCGGCUGCUGCAGGAGGUGGAGGACACAGACCUGAUUGACUUUGGUCUCAUCCCAGAGUUUGUUGGACGAAUCCCAGUUGUCGUGCCACUACAUUCCCUUAAUGAGGAGAUGCUGGUCCGCAUCCUCACCGAGCCCCAGAACGCCCUCAUCAAGCAGUACCAGCAGCUGUUCAAGAUGGAUGAGGUACAGAUAGAGUUUACAGAGGAAGCGUUGAGGGCAAUCGCUCAUGUUGCAAUGGAAAAGCAGACAGGUGCUCGCGGUCUCCGUGCUGUUGUGGACAAAUGUCAGCUCAUGGCGGGUUUUGAGGUGCCAGGCUCUGAUGUCAAGACAGUCAUCAUCACUGAAGAUGUGGUGAGGAAAAAUAAGCCUGCUGUCUAUGUGAAGGAGGGAAAGCAGAAAUUUCAGCAUGGAUGAGAAUCCGUAACUUGUCAAAAGACACAUUAUACUAAGUCUUAUAAAGCAUAUGUUACUGUGGACAUCAAAAUAGAACUGAAAGCUUUUCCAAAUAUGAUAUUAAAGUCUUCAUUAUCUGUAUAAAUUUUAUUUUUAGUGAACAAUUUUGUGAUAUUGAAGUUCAUUUAUGCAAUGCUUUACUAAAGGUUUUUUUGUAAAUCUAGAUAUGGAAAAGUGAAUAUUUCAGGUACAAGACUGUAAGAGUGCAGGAGAUUUGUACUGUCAUCUGGGGUUUCAUUAGUUCUUAUCCAAUUCUAACAUAAACUUGGCGAAAAAUGUUUAAGGGCAAUUUAGUACCAUGCCAUAUAACCUUGAACCAAAUUGACAUGGUCCACUUUUCUUAUUACAUAAGGUUUAGCAUAAUUUUAUGAUCACCUAACUUGCUAUGCAUGUACAGGUUUCAUAGAAAGAGAUUGCUAUCCAGAAUUGUGAUAAUGACAACAAUUUACCUAAUAUUUGCUCUCUUGAUUUAAGUUUAGCAAUGAUACCGAAACUUGGUGAUAGAUUUUAAAGACAAUAUAUCGCAUGGGUGGUGUACUGAAGAUACAGCCACAUUUUGCCCAGGUUGACCGCUAUUUAAGUUGAUAACCAGCUACAAGUAUUUCCCAAUACUCACACCUUAGUAUUUUUUUGUAUUUUUUGUAUUGUAUAAUGAUAAACUAGUCCUCCUAUUUCAUUGAAAAAUAAAGGUAUGUCGAGGUAAUAUUGCUUUUAAGAUUGAACUUCUUUUUGAUUCAUGAAAAUUGAGCAUUCUGAAGCAUUUCUUUUCUUCCUGGAAAAUGAAGGUGACCAGACUUAUUCAUUUAAGAUGUUUUAAGAGUGUACUUCUGUUUUAUUAAGCCUUGUGUUUAAGAAUAAAUAUAAAUGUUUAAAGGAAAGGAAUGCUUUCUUAUAAGUUGUUUGAAUAUUGUUAAACAACUGUGUAUUUAUUUGACUGGCUAACUUGUAUUUUCUGAAUAAAAUCUACCCGUAUUGAAACUGU
Molecule: messenger RNA, 3024 nt
Organism: Mya arenaria
Lineage: Eukaryota; Metazoa; Mollusca; Bivalvia; Myida; Myidae
Product: ATP-dependent Clp protease ATP-binding subunit ClpX-like
Exons: 11
Coding region: 126-2003 (625 amino acids)
Biological process (GO): protein catabolic process; protein folding; proteolysis
Cellular component (GO): mitochondrial matrix
Molecular function (GO): ATP binding; ATP hydrolysis activity; ATP-dependent protein folding chaperone
Source: RefSeq, a predicted model, not a curated record